AUGUCCCAGGGUCUCUUUUCUUCGUCGCUGCUGCGCAGCGUCGCCAAUGCUCUGCCGUCGGCCUGCAGAUGGAGUUCCAGUUCGACCGCAGCGAUGAGCGCCUUCACCUCCCAGCGCGCCACCUCUCACAACCAGACCCCCAGAGCCCCGAUCCGUCGCCGACUACCAAACCGCCUGCGAUUCCUCGAGGAACAGAAAGCUCAGGGUGAAAGCCGGGCUCUGGAGAAAUUCCAGGCUCGCGACUGGAAGGCCGGUGACAUCUACGCCCCUCACGAUCUCAGCCCAGCCGAGAUGAAGAAAUGGGGCAAGCGCAAGAGCCCUUCGCGCGACGCCUUUGACGCUCUGAACCUGAACCCAUUGGACCUGUACAAGAACUUCUCCAUCAUGUCCGAGUACGUAUCCCCUCUCGGCCGCAUCAAGCACCGCGAACAGACCGGUCUGCGCCCCGUCAACCAGCGCAAGAUUGCCAAGGCCAUUCGUCGAGCCAUGGGCCUCGGCCUCAUGCCCUCCGUCCACCGGCACCCCGAGAUUCUUGCGUCGGAGAUGAAGGCAAAGAUGGAUGGUGGUUUCCGGUAG
Messenger RNA from Penicillium daleae, 576 nucleotides. Its product is annotated as mitochondrial 37S ribosomal protein bS18m. Lineage: Eukaryota; Fungi; Ascomycota; Eurotiomycetes; Eurotiales; Aspergillaceae. Gene Ontology annotation, biological process: mitochondrial translation. Bases 1 to 576 code for a protein of 191 amino acids. The record is from RefSeq and is a predicted model, not a curated record. Gene Ontology annotation, cellular component: mitochondrial small ribosomal subunit; ribosome. Gene Ontology annotation, molecular function: small ribosomal subunit rRNA binding; structural constituent of ribosome. The transcript is spliced from 3 exons.